This is a messenger RNA of Triticum turgidum subsp. durum (durum wheat), 1479 nucleotides long. The record is from the annotation of a GenBank genome assembly. NCBI's taxonomy places the organism in Eukaryota, Viridiplantae, Streptophyta, Magnoliopsida, Poales, Poaceae.
AUGAUGAGAUCGAAGGUGGCAGUGGAGCUUCACCUUCUACCCCACGACGUUCUGCGCGACAUAUUGUCACGGCUAUCACUCAAACAAGCUGUGAGGAUGAGCCUACUUUCUUGCGAGUGGAGGCGGCUAGGGAUAUGCCCUCUGGACCUGGUGUUCACUGAAGAGACCCUAUUUGGCAGCAAUACAACCACGAUUGCCGACCCGGAAUACAUGGUCGCUGAAUUCCUGGAAUCAAGGAACAUUGAAUUCAUCACCAGAGUGGACAGUGUGUUGCGCACGUCAUGGUCUACUUCCACUAUGACAACUGCUAGUACGGUGAAUAAGUUUGUUGUCAAAUAUGGCCUCGGCACAUAUCAUAGGCACCACAUUGACAGAUGGAUUGACUUUUCCACCGCGUUGAUGGCCAAACACAUUCGUCUUGAUCUCAGGGGAGACGGCUUUGCAGGUGGCAUUUAUGUUGUCCCGCUGUGUAAACUCAGUGGUCCAAAUGGCUCUUGUGUGAAGUCUCUUGAUCUUGCUUAUGUCUGCUUAUGUCUGCCCGCUAGUUUCUGUGGUAUCACAAACCUGAAUAAACUCAGCCUGUAUAUGGUCUCCAUUGAUGCACGUGAUCUCGAACGUCUAUUGCUAAGUUGUCUUCUUCUUAAGAGUUUAAGUUUGGAGUGCUGCCCCUUAUCAAGUUUCACUAUACGUCAGGAGAUCUGCCGGUUGCAAUACCUGAGCGUCCGCAAGUGUGCGGUGCGAAUGAUACAGUUGCAAGCUCCGAACCUUACCACAUUUAAGUUUGAUGACUGUGUGACACAAAUUGUGCUAAGGGAAUCUUCAAAGCUGUCAGAAGCAACCAUUGUGUUCAAGAACAUGCGGGACAACUCGUGUUCUCACGCUUUCAACUAUAUCUUGACUGAGCUUCCAACUUCACUUCCUUAUGUGCAGAAACUCUUUCUACAUUUGGUUAUUGACUAUCAGGUGAAGAAGUUCAGUAAAACUCACACAACUUUCAUCAAUUUGUGGCAUCUGAACCUGAACAUUGAUGUCAGAGACGAUCCAGAGGAUGCUAGCUGGGUUAUUGGGUUGGUUUACCUCUUGGAAUCAGCGCCUCUCUUAGAAGAACUGGAACUGAAUAUAAAUUAUGAUAGAUUUGUUGAUCGUGAUCCUACAAGGAUAGUGAAGGCUGUUCCAGGGCCUCUGCAUCGUCACCUCAGGAGUGUCCAUAUUACUGGAUUUUGUGAUCUAGUGGGGAUAGCCGAGCUGUCACUCUACAUCCUUGGGAAUGCUAUUGUGCUCGAGCGUAUGGUGGUAGAUCCAGUGGUAUGGAUGGACAAUGGAUAUCCAUAUAGCAGGCAGCUCUACUCAGUCAGCAAGGUCGGUAGCUACCAGGAGUCUGCUCGACCUCGUUUUACUAAGCAGGAGCUGCGGGAUAGGGAGUUUGCAAAACAACACCUUAACAGAAAGGAGUUUCAACACAUGCUCACCAUUUUAUGA